This is a messenger RNA of Tupaia belangeri chinensis (Chinese tree shrew), 1361 nucleotides long. It is a transcript of the gene ZSWIM7, whose product is annotated as zinc finger SWIM-type containing 7. Gene Ontology annotation, cellular component: Shu complex. NCBI's taxonomy places the organism in Eukaryota, Metazoa, Chordata, Mammalia, Scandentia, Tupaiidae. The coding region runs from base 103 to 534 and encodes 143 amino acids. The transcript has 6 exons. The record is from RefSeq and is a predicted model, not a curated record. Gene Ontology annotation, molecular function: zinc ion binding. Gene Ontology annotation, biological process: double-strand break repair via homologous recombination.
CUCGACCCGCCCCCGGCAGGAGGGGGCGGGAAUUCUCCCCGGGAGGACGCUGUUGGAACGUCGUGGCCGCCGCCCCUGCUGGCUAGGGCUAACUGUGGGCCUAUGGCCGUCGCGUUGCCGGGGGUCGUGGAGGAGCUCCUGAGCGAAAUGGCCGCCGCGGUGCAGGAGAGCGCACGAAGUACGGCCGUUCCUGAUGAGCAUCUGUUAUCGCUAAAGUUUGUCUUUGGCUCAUCUGCCAUCCAGGCCUUGGACCUUGUUGAUCGACAGUCUGUCACCUUAAUGUCAUCGCCCAGUGGAAGGCAUGUUUACCAGGUACUUGGAAGUUCUGGUAAAACAUACACAUGUUUGGCAUCUUGUCAUUACUGUUCGUGUCCUGCAUUUGCCUUCUCAGUGCUGCGGAAAAGUGACAGCCUGCUAUGCAAGCAUCUCUUGGCAGUUUAUCUUAGUCAAGUUAUGAGGACCUGUCAGCAACUAAGUGUCUCUGACAAGCAGUUGACUGACAUAUUAUUGAUGGAGAAGAAACAAGAAACAUAAAAGGACUGCAGGGGGUGCUAUGAGUUGGAGCUGUGAGCUGUGGAAAUCGUGUGUAUGACUGCAAACCCUGUAACAUCUUCUCAAGAAAAACCUGAACCAGCCUCUGAGCCUCUUGGGUAAAAAGUGUCCCUGGAUAGCAUCAAGCAUUUUGAUGCAACUAAAGUCUAGUACCAUGUUCUGUCACAGUUAGAUUCUUAAGAGACUGACUUACUAGUAAUUUUUUAAAAGGUUGAAGUGGCCAGCCUGAAAUAAAUGAAGUUUAGAUGAACAAGUGUUAGUCUUUUUCUUUGGGUCCAGAAAAUUUUUCAGCACCAAUACAAUAUCAGAGCAGAGAUGGGCUUUACAGCAGCAAGUGUGAAAAGACUUACAGGUUCUGUUUUUGGUAAGUUUCAAAUAUCUGUGGUGUUAGUGCCAAAAUAUUUUAAGUAGGGUGUAUUGUUCAAAAUGCAACAGGAGAGUUUGCUCUGCAUGUAUUUCUGAAGUUUGAAACAGGACAAAUAAAUGAAUGGCCCAAAAGUCGUGUCCUGGAAGAAAACUACAAACACUACUAGUGACAUUCAUUCUGUAGAAGAAAAGGCAAAAUAGACACCAGGAAGAGUAUUAGAAGGGAAAGAUAGGACACUCAGUAGACCCCAAAAGAGAAUAAAGGAGAAUGAUAGACAAAGGUGAAAAUGAGACAGAUUUCAGCUUAGGAUAAGAACUAAAGGUAAAACUGUCCAGAGUAGAAGAUGAUCCUAGAGGCACAGGAAUUUGUCUCGAGUGAUUCAUAAACCUGCAGCAUCCUUCAGGGAGACUGCAGGAGGAACUGAAGAAGUGGACGGACAAAA